AUGCUCCCCACAUCCCACGGAUUCAUUUGGCUGCAGAACUCGCUCGAGUCAGGUUGUCUGAGCGGCAGAAAGCGGAAAAGGGCCACUUGGCCAGAGAUCCCCAGUCCAAUCAAUACUCGGAGCAACAGCCGGCGGCCAGGCUUUAAGUUGAGCGAUGAUGACAGCUGCGGCGGUGGCCACUUAAAGUCGCCGGCGGCCAAAACACCGGAAGCAGCUAAGCGGAAAUUGGAAAAGCCCCACUCCCGUGCCCCAGCCACACAUUUCGCCAUUUUUCAAAUUUCGACCGUUGCGACAAAAACAACCAUUUGUGCGGCGAAAGUGGUGGCGAGCGGAACGGAGCGGAGUGGUUCGGAAUGAAAAGGGUAUCAGGAUGUGUUCGCCCACUUACGCAC
Molecule: messenger RNA, 392 nt
Organism: Drosophila subpulchrella
Lineage: Eukaryota; Metazoa; Arthropoda; Insecta; Diptera; Drosophilidae
Exons: 3
Coding region: 1-357 (118 amino acids)
Source: RefSeq, a predicted model, not a curated record